This is a messenger RNA of Anoplopoma fimbria (sablefish), 2276 nucleotides long. RefSeq names its product propionyl-CoA carboxylase subunit beta (gene pccb). Gene Ontology annotation, molecular function: propionyl-CoA carboxylase activity. Gene Ontology annotation, cellular component: mitochondrion. The record is from RefSeq and is a predicted model, not a curated record. The transcript has 15 exons. Lineage: Eukaryota; Metazoa; Chordata; Actinopteri; Perciformes; Anoplopomatidae. The coding region runs from base 34 to 1710 and encodes 558 amino acids.
UCGCCAUCGCGAGAACACACCAGUCAGGCAAACAUGGCGGCCUUCAGUAUGGCCCGGAGAAGCGCUGGACUGUUAAACGGGCUGAGGGCGUCUUUCAGGAGUCUCACGCCCGUGAAAUAUGGCGCAGUCGCUGCAGCAAUGCCGCCGACGACCCUGCAACAGGACUGCCGCUGGAGCUCCGUCAGCCCCAUGAGCGUCAAGCAGAGGAUCGACAAGAAAAGGGAGAUGGCGCUGCAAGGAGAUCAGAAGAGAAUAGAUGUGCAACACAAAAGGGGUAAAUUGACAGCCAGGGAGCGACUGCAGCUUCUGCUGGACCCGGAGUCCUUCGUGGAGUCGGACAUGUUCGUGGAGCAUCGCUGCUCUGACUUCGGCAUGGAGCAGGACAAGAACAAGUUUCCAGGCGACAGCGUCGUGACAGGCCGAGGCAGGAUCAAUGGAAGGCUGGUUUAUGUAUUCAGUCAGAACUUCACAGUGUUCGGUGGCAGUCUCUCUGGAGCUCAUGCACAGAAGAUUUGUAAGAUUAUGGACCAGGCUUUGACAGUUGGAGCCCCGGUCAUCGGGUUGAACGACUCUGGAGGAGCUCGGAUCCAGGAGGGGGUGGAGUCUCUGGCUGGAUAUGCAGAUAUAUUCCUGAGGAAUGUGAUGGCUUCAGGAGUCAUACCUCAGAUCUCCCUCAUCAUGGGUCCCUGUGCAGGAGGAGCCGUCUACUCCCCGGCCCUGACGGAUUUUACCUUCAUGGUUAAGGACACAUCAUACCUGUUCAUCACAGGACCUGAUGUUGUGAAGUCUGUCACCAACGAAGACGUGACCCAGGAGGAGCUUGGUGGAGCCAAAACACACACCACUGUGUCUGGCGUGGCUCACCAUGCUUUUGAGGAUGACGUUGAAGCCUUGCUCAACAUGAGAGAGUUCUUCAACUUCCUGCCACUGAGCAAUCAGGAUCCCGCUCCUAUCAGGGAGUGCCACGACAGCAGCGAUCGUCUGGUUCGCUCAUUGGAAACGAUCGUGCCGAUGGAGACAACUAAAGCCUACGACAUGUUGGACAUCAUUAAAGCAAUAGCGGAUGAGGGCGACUUCUUUGAGCUCAUGCCCAGCUACGCCAAAAACAUUGUGGUGGGCUUUGCCCGCAUGAACGGACGCACUGUAGGCAUUGUGGGUAACCAGCCCAAAGUGGCUUCUGGUUGUUUGGACAUCAACUCCUCAGUGAAGGGAGCCCGCUUUGUACGCUUCUGUGACGCUUUCAAUAUUCCCAUCAUCACCUUUGUGGAUGUGCCGGGCUUCCUGCCAGGGACCUCUCAGGAGUACGGAGGCAUCAUCAGACAUGGAGCCAAGCUGCUGUUUGCCUUUGCAGAGGCCACUGUCCCGAAAAUAACCAUCAUCACCAGAAAGGCUUACGGAGGAGCCUAUGACGUGAUGAGCUCCAAACACUUGAGAGGAGAUGUGAACUACGCCUGGCCCACUGCUGAGAUCGCCGUCAUGGGUGCCAAGGGCGCCGUUCAGAUCAUUUUCAGAGGAAAGGAGAACCAGGCGGAGGCAGAAGCUGAAUACGCGGAGAAGUUCGCCAACCCUUUCCCAGCUGCUCUCAGAGGUUUCGUGGAUGACAUAAUCGAACCGGCGACCACUCGCAUGAGGAUCUGCAGAGAUCUGGAGGUGCUGGCCAGCAAGAAGCAAGUUAAUCCCUGGAAGAAACACGCCAACAUUCCUCUGUGAAGCACACCCCAACCGUGUCCUCAUCAACACUGUCUAAAGGAACUCGCUGUGGGAUCUUUUUUCUGAUACUGACCAGGCAUUCAAAUGAACUGCAGCGUGACCUCUAAAUAACGACUUGGGUUGCCUGCCAAGUAAACGAUUGUUUAGUCAUGCACCACUCUAGCAGCUCCAAAUUUCCCUUCCAGCUCACUGAUUGUGUUUUUGAAAUACAAACUUGAACACACACAAUUGAGGUAAUUGCUCUGUCAGUAGUGGCCAUAUUGGUCACUUUGACACUUGGGACAAGAUUGAACAAGAUCGUAUCUGAAAGGUAGUAGAUUAAGUUUUUCGCCGAUGAAACACGGGCAACAAACUGUCAACAUGAUAGAAUUAGUGGAGUUGUAUUUAGUAAAAGGUUUCUGGUGUGUACAGUAGUUAGCACUUUCAGAUGCACUCCCCGUGUUUGAUGUCGUCCAUUUGAGGUCAUGAAAAAAAGUCAUCCUGACACUGUGCCUUUCCCUCUCUGGCUGGCUCUGCUCCGCCAUUUGUAAAAUAAAUAAUGGACUCAAUACCAUGUGUUUGCUUAC